Molecule: messenger RNA, 2188 nt
Organism: Phlebotomus papatasi
Lineage: Eukaryota; Metazoa; Arthropoda; Insecta; Diptera; Psychodidae
Gene: Cortactin
Product: src substrate cortactin
Exons: 4
Coding region: 332-1831 (499 amino acids)
Biological process (GO): regulation of actin filament polymerization
Cellular component (GO): actin filament; plasma membrane; site of polarized growth
Molecular function (GO): actin filament binding
Source: RefSeq, a predicted model, not a curated record
CUCCAAAGUGGAAUUGUCCGUGUGAAAUGUCCGUGGGACAUGGCUUACUCCGAUGAUGAAUCAGAGAGAAAAACAAGUGCAACAUAAUAAAUCCCUGUUGUAUCAAUUUUCGCGAUAAAUGUUAGUGAUAAUCUCAUAGGAGGGAAUUUGGUGAUAAGAUAACCCACCCAGUGAAUGUGAAAAAGUGAAUUUUUGAGUAAUUUUAUGCCUCUGUGAAGCACAAAAAUUGUCGUCUUCCCUUGUUUUUUGAGGUUAUAAACCACUCCCUGGGGGCAUAUAAUUUUCAUUUGGGGCUUUUUGUGUUUAUUAUUUUGUGCAAUUUGUGAGGAAAAUGUGGAAAGCGGCUGCAGGACGUGACACCAAGGCAUUCAGUGAAGUGGAUGGGGGUGAUGAUGACUGGGAAACUGAUCCGGAUUUCGUCAAUGACGUCUCAGAAGAAGAACAACGAUGGGGGUCAAAGGCAGGACGUACAGCCGGUGCAAUUGACAUGGAGAAACUGAGAAUUGAGACGGAACAGGCAGAUGCCACGAGAAAGAAGAAGAUGCUGGAUGAAACGAAUCCAGGGUAUGGGUAUGGGGGGAAGUUUGGCCUAGAAGCAGACCGGAUGGAUAAAUCAGCCAUGGGGCAUGAUUAUGUGGGAAAGGUGGAGAAGCAUGCUUCGCAAAAGGACUACAGUGAGGGAUUUGGGGGGAAGUUUGGCGUGCAAACUGACCGGGUGGACAAGAGUGCUGUAAAUUGGGAUUACAAGGAGACAGUGGAGAAGCAUGCUUCACAGAAAGACUACGCCACUGGGUUUGGUGGGAAGUUCGGUGUGCAGAGCGACAGGGUGGACAAGAGUGCUGUGGGAUGGGAUCAUGUGGAAAAGGUGGAGAAACAUGAAUCCCAGAAGGAUUACAGUCGUGGUUUCGGUGGGAAAUUCGGUGUUCAGGAGGAUAGACAAGAUAAAUCUGCCCUGGGGUGGGAUCAUUUAGAGAAGCCACAGAAGCAUGAGAGUCAGUUGGAUCACAAAAAAGGUUUCGGUGGACAAUUUGGGGUACAGCAAGAUCGAAUGGAUAAAUCGGCCGUGGGAUUUGGGAAUACCGAAAAAGUGGGCACAAACUACACGAAAGUCAAGCCGGACAUUGGUGGGGCCAAGCCAUCGAGUUUGCGGGCCAAAUUCGAGAAUCUGGCCAAGCAGACCGAAGAGGAAGCUGCCGCCAAGGCAGCCGAGCAGAAGAAAUUGCGUGAGGAGAAAGAUAGGCGCGAUCGCGAAGAAGCUGCCAAGCGUCAAGUGUUCGAGAGCGAAGGUACUCAGGAUGACCAGAAGCCACAGAGGAAGUCGGCGAUUUCAACGGGCAGGGCUGAGGGUGUGGGAAAUGCUAUAAGUGCUUUCAAUACUCCUUCAGUCCAGGAAUCCGUUCCCGAGCGAAAGCAACCCAUUUCCAUUCCACGAGCAGCACCUGAAGAGGAGAAGCCUGAGGUUCAUGAGGAGGUCAAGGAGGAACCAAGAGUGGCUUCUGUUCAGCCCGAUAUCAUUCCUGAGAAUGACAGAAUCGAUCCACCAGCCAGUUUUGCCAGUGAUUCAGUACAAGAGGACACCCAGCAAGUUGUCACAAAUUCUCAGGAGAUCCCCGAAGAGGCAAUUUAUCAGAAUUUAGCUGACUACAUCGAAGAUACUGGACUGAAGGCUGUAGCACUUUAUGACUACCAAGCGGCUGCAGAGGAUGAAAUUUCUUUCGAUCCUGAGGAUCUUAUCACGCACAUUGAGAUGAUUGAUGAAGGAUGGUGGAGGGGCUUGUGCAAGAAUCGCUAUGGACUCUUCCCGGCUAAUUAUGUGCAAUUGCAGCAGUAAGAUACGGAGCUCAAAAUGGGAAUACUCCUUUCCGCCAAAAUUCGAACAAAACAUUAAUAGUGAUUUUACUUGUUAACUGGGCAAGGGGGGAGGUCAUUUCAGUGGAAAUUUAAUAAUUUUCCAAGCAUUUUAAACAACAUUAUUUUAUCCCAGUCAUGAGUAAAAACGAAAAAAUAUCUAAUUUUCGACUGUCUCGUAUUAUUUCGUAUGUAUUAUUUUUAUAUUCACAGAAAAUGUCUUUUAUAGUUGAGACAUGUGACUCCUUUGAGUCAGAGCAAUUGUACUUCUUUUUAUUAUUGUGAAAGAAAAAACAAAUCACUUGAAAUUAAUAAAGAAAAAAACUAUGAUGAUAAUGUU